CCGAUUAAUCUAGACGACGUUAUCUAUUAUCGUCCGCUUACUAAAAAACCAUAUUUUAAACCGCUCCGGGCACCCGGGUCCUACGAUCUAUUAGCGUUCGACUAUUCUAUUCUCGGGGUAUACGCCGUACUUCUAAAUAAAGACGAGACGUUAUUAGCCCCUAACGAGCUUAUAGAAAAAGUGACCAUUAACUACUCGAAUAAGUUUAAUAUAGAUUUCUUAAAUACCUCUUCGGGAAGAGAUAUAAACGUUAUUAUAUCAAAUAUAUAUAUAGCGAGUCGAGAAUUGCCGGAUAAUAUUUCUAAUAGUAGUUUAGGAUAUUAUCUAGGGGGAGGUCUUAAGCAAUCUACUCCUCUAUACUCUAUAUCGGUCCGUAAUAGCCUCUAUAUCCCGAUAGCGGAGGAAGAAAUUCUAAGCUAA
This is a messenger RNA of Penicillium verrucosum, 420 nucleotides long. RefSeq lists its product as uncharacterized. Lineage: Eukaryota; Fungi; Ascomycota; Eurotiomycetes; Eurotiales; Aspergillaceae. The record is from RefSeq and is a predicted model, not a curated record. The annotation marks the transcript as partial. The transcript is spliced from 4 exons.